AUGACUCGCCGGAUUACAGAUACGGAUACGGAACCCAUCACAGUAAAUCCAGGCGUCCGGAGGCAGACAAUGACCUCGUCGAUAAUCGAAAAUAUCGACGAAGUGCAAGAAGACUCUCAACGACCAAGGAAGAAGGCCAAAACUGCACAGUCAAAGAAUGCUACUCGAGUCGCUCAUGACGACGGAUAUGCUGAUGGCUCCAUCCUACGAAUCAAAAUGAAGAACUUUUUGACUUAUAAUCAAGCCGAGUUCUUCCCUGGUCCUCAUUUGAACAUGAUUAUUGGGCCAAAUGGAACUGGAAAGAGUAGUGUGGUAGCUGCUAUUGUCACUGCCCUCGGUGGAAGGCUCAAGUUAUUGGAUCGUCAUGACAGAUCUGGUGAUUUGGUCAAGAAUGGCGAAACAGCUGCCGAGGUCGAAAUCGAAAUCAAGCAUUCACGUGGCAAUCUGACCAUCAAUCGGAUUUAUACUAAAGGAGCCAAUGAUUCUCAAUUCAAAAUCAAUGGCAAACCUUCAACUCUUGCCGAAGUGAAGAGACGUGUUGCUGAAAUGAAUAUUCAAAUGGACAAUUUAUGUCAAUGUCUGCCACAAGAAAUGGUCGGAGAGUUUGCAGAGUUGAAUGCUCAACAGCGACUUAAAGAGACUCAACGAUGUGCUGGCGAAGCAGAUUUGACUAAAUGGCAUCAGCAACUCAUUGAAGCUAAACGUACCGAGACUGACCUAGCACAGGCUGUUCAAAGAGAACGUGAUUCACUAGCUGAUGAUAAACGUAGAAACGAAGCCAUAUAUGCUCGAGUCCAAGGAUUUCGUAAUCGUGAAGCUGCAGUCCGCCAACUUGACGUGCUCGAACUCAUCUACCAAUGGAUAUUAUAUGAUGAAGCAAAGCAGAAAGCACUGGACAAGAGCGCUGAAGUGGAAAUAUUAAAAGCCCAACUUGCAGAAGCCAAGGAACGUAAUGAGCCUUCCAGGCUCCGACUAGAACUCUGCAAAAACCAAGCCGCUGCUGCCAAAACUAGUAAAGAUAAGGCCAUUCAACAGUAUGAGAAAGCAUGUGGCGAUAUUGAUAAGAAACGUGAAGAAUUUGAUAGAAAGGAGGGAGAGGCAGAUAAACUGAAGCUUGAACGUAAUGCUGCUGCUGACGGCGCUCGACGUCAUGACGCAGAGGUGGCCAGGAUUCAGAGAGAAAUUGACAAUGCUAGUCGUCAACGCGAUCAAAUGCGUGACGAAUUGGCAGCAUUGGGUUUAGAUGUCACCUCCAACCAACUGAUUGGUGGCCGUCUAGCUCAAAUAUCUGCUGAAACAGAAGUUGUCCGAAACAGGACAAAUACCUUAGAACAGGAACGGGAUACUCUUACUAGAGAAGAUGCCACCAUUCACAAUAGAAUUCAGGAGUCGAGGCAACAAGAAGCCAUAUGUCGUGACGAAUUGGCCAAGUUGGAUAAUCUUGAAUUGCAAAAGGAACACCUGUUAUCCAAUAGACCAAAUACCCAAAUUUUUGCACGUGCCAUGAAAUGGUGUCAAGAUAAUCCCAAUCGAUUCCAAGGAAGAGUAUAUAAACCCGCCAUUCUCGAAAUCAAGGUUACCGAUCCUAACGUUGCAAAUCAAGUCGAAUCUGCUAUAGGAUUCUUACCUAGCAUGCAAAUUGUGGCUACUGAUACGGGAGAUAUGAAUCUGUUGGUCAAUGAACUUGUGUACAAUCAAAAGUUGAGAGUCGCUAUUUCUGAUGUUCCACAGAGACUCAGAGAAACCAACUUUGCGCCGCAAUAUACCAAAGAAGAGUUGAGACGAGCUGGAUUUAUUGGCUAUGCGAAAGACUUCAUUGAAGGACCUGAAGAUCCUAUAGCUUUUAAAGAUGCUGAUGUUAAACCAGAUAUUGCUAAAAAUAUGGGAAUCAACUCGUGGAUCACCGCUGAGAGCUCCGUAAUUUUCAGGAAGGCAUAUGGCUCAUCAAAUACCACUUCUACUGGGAUUCAUCCUGCUCAGUUUCUCACUCUCGAUGUCAAUGCUGAUCAACGAGUUGAUCUGCAACGCAGUCUUGGUCGACUCGAUGCUUCCUUGAAAGAUGACCAAGCUAGACGACAGCCAACUAGAGACAGACUUUCUCAGAUUGAAGGGCAGUUGCGGGAGCUACGAGGCCAAGAGCAAACACUUCGUGAAGAGAGGAAUGGUAUAUUUGCCAAGCAUAAAGAGUAUAGGGCUAUCAAUGGAAGGCUUGAUGCCGGAAACACCAGUUUGAGGAACAAAGAGAAAGAAGCGCAAGGUCGAACUGGUCGAAUCGCAAAAUUGGAGACCAAUCUCUCAACAAUAGAAAAGGAGCGCUUCGCUCUCGCUAUCGAACUACAAAACUUGCGUUCGCUCAGCACUAAAAUGCAUGUGAAUGAGAACAUACCUGCUCAAUUAGCUUGGCAUCAAGCUGAAGCUGAUCGACAGGUUGCUGAUGAAGAAUUUCAACAACUUCAGGCUUCGAUUCAAGAAAAGCAAAUUGCUGUCGACCAAGGGAAAAAUCAGCACCAGCACCUGGUACAAAGGAGAAAGGCUGCUCUUGCUAACGUCAAACGUACUGAUGGUGCCUUUGUUGACAAGCAUCAAGCGCGAUGGAGUCCGGAAGAGAACGCAUUGGGUGAACGACUUCAGGCGUCAGCCAAACUCCUUGAAGUACCCACUAGUGAAAUCAAUGAUCUCGUUACGCAAGCUAGAGCAGCUGUAGAAAUGAAUUUGAAUAAUGAUGGCAAUGUGGUUCAGGAAUAUGAGCAACGAAAAGCUCGAAUUGAAGCUGCUGAAGUACGCCUAGAAGAGAGUCAAGAAGCUCUGAGUAAUCAUAAACAAGAGAUGCAAGCUGUUCGUGAUUUAUGGGUUCCGGAAAUAACUGCCCUUGCUGCUAAAAUCAAUGAAAAAUUCAGCCUCUUGUUUAAACGCAUUGACUGUGCUGGAGAAGUCAAAGUGUCUGAGAAUGAAGACUAUGACAAGUGGGGAAUUGAAAUCCUUGUGUGUUUCAGAGUCGGACAAGACCUCAAAGAACUGAGAGCCAAAGUACAAUCUGGUGGAGAACGAGCUGUCUCAACCAUGCUCUAUUUACUUGCUCUACAGGAAUUCUCUCGUGCUCCCUUCCGAGUAGUUGACGAAAUCAAUCAAGGAAUGGAUGCUUUAAAUGAACGAAUGAUGCACAAGUUGAUGGUGGAAGGUUCAAACCGCGAAGGAUCUGCGCAAUACUUUCUGAUUACACCAAAACUCUUGCCAGACCUUGAAUUCAACGAGCGAAUGAAGAUUCUUUGUAUCUACAGUGGUCCUGUUGUCCCAAGCAGGCAGCAAGUUGUCGAUGCCGUCUCCAGGAAAAAGAAGCUUGAGAAUGAUCAACCACCGUCAGACAAAGAGAAUGGCGGCGGCAGGAGCAGUACUGAUCAGGAAAUUUGA
This is a messenger RNA of Synchytrium microbalum, 3408 nucleotides long. RefSeq lists its product as uncharacterized. The transcript has 22 exons. Gene Ontology annotation, cellular component: Smc5-Smc6 complex. Gene Ontology annotation, biological process: double-strand break repair via homologous recombination. The coding region runs from base 1 to 3408 and encodes 1135 amino acids. Lineage: Eukaryota; Fungi; Chytridiomycota; Chytridiomycetes; Synchytriales; Synchytriaceae. Gene Ontology annotation, molecular function: ATP binding; ATP hydrolysis activity. The record is from RefSeq and is a predicted model, not a curated record.